This is a messenger RNA of Closterium sp. NIES-65, 1728 nucleotides long. The record is from the annotation of a GenBank genome assembly. Lineage: Eukaryota; Viridiplantae; Streptophyta; Zygnematophyceae; Desmidiales; Closteriaceae.
AUGAACACCGGCGUUGCACCACAAGAGAGAGAAGCACCCAACAUGAGUAGAGGAGAGCAGGGGGGGAGCAUCACAAUGCUGGUGAUUGAGGAGGAUCCCCGGAAGCCGUCCAAUGACCUGGUUCGCCUUGCCUUUCAGCGAGCUCACUACCUGCUCACCACGCCCACACUCCCUACCUCCAGUCGCUCUCAAUCUCAAACCAAUGCUGCUGGCGCUGCUUUUGCUUCUGCCAGCAGUGCCAGCGGCAGCCUGCUGGCUAGGCUGAUACGUCUUGAGUCUGCCAUUGCGAAUAGACCGCCCCCACCUAGAAUGGUGCCGCCACCACUUGUGGGAAACCGUGGAAUGGGGAGUGAUAGUGCUGCUGCCACUGCUGCCGCUGCUGUUGGCACUGCUAUUGCUGCUGCUGGUGCUUCUGCUGCUGGCAGUACUGCUGCCACUGCUCCUGCUGCUGCUGCGGUCAAGGCUAAGAAAGGAAGAAAGAAGAAGGAUGGUGCAGCAGCCGCUGCGACGGAGGGAAAUGAAGCAACAGCAGCAGCGGUGGAAGGGCCAACAGAAUCGGCUGCCUUGCGCGAGAAGAAGACUAAGAAGGGGAGGCGGGGCGAGAAGAGUGAGGAAGGGAAGGAUGGUGGGUUGAAGGAAGGUGGAGUGAUAAACAGCUGUGAUGCAGAAAGGGAGGGGCCAACAGAAGCGGUUGGCCUGGGCGAGAAGAAGACUAAGAAGGGGAGGCGGGGUGAGAAGAGUGAGGAAGGGAAGGAUGGUGGGUUGAAUCAGGUUGAAUUGGUAGGGGAGGCGGAUGAUUCGGGUGAAAUGAAGAGAAAAGGGGCCAAGAAGGAAAGGAGAGAGAAGGAAAGGAGAGAGAAGGAAAGUAGAGAGAAGGAAAGGAGAGAGAAGGAAAGGAGAGAGGAGAGUGGGGAGGAUGUUGGGUUGAAGCAGGUUGAUUUGGUAGAAGAGGCGGAGGAUUUGGGUGAAAUAAAGAGAGAAGGGGCCAAGAAGGAAAGGAGAGAGAAGGAAAGGAGAGCGAACGAGGAGGGAGACAAGGGAAGGGAGGAUAUAGAGGGGAGUGGUGGUGCUGAGAGGAUGGACGGUGGGGAGGAUGUGGGUGUGCAGAGUGUGCGUGGGGAGAGGAAAGAGAGGAAGGGAAAGAAGCGGAAGGUGUUAGUAGAAGAGACUCAGGCUGAGGAGAGGGAGGAGAGGGAGGAAGAAGGGGUGGGAGUUGAAGCGGAGGAGAAGAAGAAUGGGUUUAAAGAGAUGGCGGAAAGGGAUGAGGGGAUGGAAGAGAGGGAGGAUUUGGAGGAAGAGGGGAGGGAGGAUAGGGAGGAAAGGGCAGAUGGAGGAACAAAACAGGAGGGGGAGGAGAGGGAGGAGAGAGCGCGAAAGGGAAAGGGCAAGAGAGUGAGGGAGGGGAAAAGAAAGAGGGAUGAAAAGAAGAGGCUGCGGGAGGAGGCUCGGAAGCAAGCAGCUGAAAACAGUGCAGCUGAAACAGGAGCAGAAGGGGUUGCAGAGCAGUUAACGGUGGUGAGGGAGAGAGAUGGCAGUUUGGAGGUGAGAGGAGUGGAGAGUUUGAGGGGAAGGGAGGAGGAAGAGAGCCUUCCAAGAGGGGGAGGCAGGGCAAAUAGUGUUGGUGGUGAUGAUGAUGAGAAUGAGGGUGGGAGGCGGAAACGGAAGAGGGAGAAGCGGGGGCGAGCGUUCAUGGAUAUGCUAGGAGUAAGUGAUAACGGCAGCAAGUGA